AUUGGAUUAUUGUUUAUCUGUUCCAUGCAAUACUGAGCCCUAAAAUGACAAUAAAACAACCACAAAACAAUAAACACGGAAGUCUAUAAGUUGUGUACUGAUGCGCAUGUGCAUCAUCGGCCAUGACAGAGAAUAUUUCUCAAAAAGGAAGUCCGAAACGUUGCAAAAAUUAAUUUCAGGUUCAAAAUACAGUUAUUUUCUUGGUGCAUUGGGAGAAUUCAAUGAGAUUAUGAAGAACGAUCCUUCCCUUUAUCUUGGUAUGUUAUGCCAUCAUUGAAUCCGGUUCGUUCAGGUGACAAUUCAGAUAUAUUGUAAUUAUGGUAGAAGGAUGACCACAACAGAAAUUGGAUUAAAUGUUCAACUGCUUCAAGACUUAAAACAGAAAUAUCCAGAAGUUGCUGAACAUGUUAUAUCUUUAUGUGUUCGACAGAAUAAAAACGAUAGAAAGAAAUGUAUAGAAGCUCUUGAUAGAGAAACACCCAAUGCUUUAUUUGGAAACGAACAAUAUAUACCUAAUAAAAUACAGGACAUGCACAUUAAUGACCAACGUACAAGGAGUGAUUCUGCAUCAAGUGGAAUAAGUAGUGCAAGCGCAUCUAGUUCUUCCUCAUAUAAACUUCCUAGUGAAUAUAGACCUCCACCAAUGGAGCCAAGUUUUACAUCUGAUUUUAAUCAGUAUGUUAAAAACCCUGGAAAUUGUAUACAGAACAUUGAAUGUCGUGUUGCAUCUACAAGUCCCCAGACAAAGACUAAUAAUGUUCCACCAGGGAUUCGGCAAAUUCCAGUUCAACAUUUUCAAACUAUACGCAGUCCCCAAGAAAAACCUUCAGGAAGCUCACAAAAUCCUUUAGUUUAUAAUAUUUUAUAUCAACAAGGUGACAAUAGACUACCACCAAGCAGUCAUGCUGUUGGGCAUCCUAAUUAUAUUAAUCAGCAUGGAAAUAUUAACUAUAGUUUGCAACGUUCACCCAUCACUAGCCAAGCUUCAAUGAAUCAGGGUCCUCCUGUGGCCCAGCGGUCUUUCUCUGUGCAGCCUUUAGAACAUGGGCAAUUGAACAUUAUAAGAUUACAACCGGGUGAUAGAACUCCAGUGUAUCAACCAGGGAACUAUAAUCCCUCUGGUUUGCAUGGGUCACAUAGUGAACCCUUUUUAACUGGCAUGGACAAUGGUGCAACACCUUGUAAUAAUUAUUACACACCUUUGGUUGUAAAUGUAGGGACGCCACCUACGUAUCAUCCUGAACACGGAAUUUCUCAAAGUGCUAGUGACAUCAACAUAAGUGGGGCAGUUAAUCCGCCCUCCUUUAAAUACUUGCCAGAUCCUUUAGGAGGAACUAGUCAUGGUGAUAAUGGACAUUUUUAUCCUUAUUAUCCUAAUGACUCUCAUAUUUCGGGACACCCUCCUAUAGCGUCUCGGAGCAGUAGUUCCGAAAGUGAUCACAGUGUGAUAGGAAAUCCAGACGGUGAAAGACGUCAUGUGUCCACGUUGACUUUUCAACCAAAAGUGGUGCCGUCACCCAGUUCUAGUCAUAGUAGUCUUAGUUCGGAUUCAUCUCAUAAUCAUCCGCCUCCUCCCGACAUUCCGAGGAGACAGUCUGGUAAUAUACAGGAGGAAGCAGCAUAUACUCAAGCACUUAUUAGUUUUCAGGAUGAUAGAAUGUUAAAAUUAAAACUUGAUUUAGAAUCAGAACUGAGAAAAUUAGCCAAGCUAAGAAGUCAAGUGAAUCAGAUGGAGAAAAAUAUGUUAGAAAACAGACGCACCACGAGAAGUGUUAACUGUUCCCCUUCAAUUGAAGAUGUUGCCAAGUUACGGGAGGUGAACCGAAGGUUACAGACAGACAUCCAAGUGAUGACAAGGGAGAUUGAUAAUUAUAAUAAUGGUCUAUUACCAUUAGGAGUCUGUGACCCUAAUGCACUAGAGCAACAGAACUUUUUCCAGAACAUGAAUCCAGGACAAAGGGGGAGUAUUUUUGCUCCCCCUCCUCCAGAUCCACCUACCAGUGAUUCACCACCACCACCUUUACCCCCACGGAUCCAUGCCAUUCCUCCUGCCCCACCCCAACAACCUCCAGCAGGGUCAGGGGAUUCAGAUGGGGAUGGAGAGCAGUGGAGUUGUUCAGCGUGUACCCUUCUAAAUCAUCCUGCCUUAAACAAGUGUGAAUGCUGUGAAAUGCCAAGAAUCAACUCUUCACCCCCAUCAACAGGUAGAGUGAGCCACACCCACCCAGGCAAUCAACUGUGUUUCUGUCAUGAUAAAUGAUUCUUGUUAGAAGUUGAAAGUAGACUGUGAUAAUCAUGUUUUAUUCGAUUUUUAGCCAGUAAUCAUUAAAUUCUCAUUUCACAUUAUAUAUAUAAAAAUAGAAAGAAUGACAUUGGUUUAUCAGUAAUCAUAAUGCAAUAAUAUUAUAUGUGUGAAGUAUGAGCAUACAGGGCAGUUUUUGUUUGAAUUGUUUAUCCAAAACUUUUAUAUUCUUUUCAACAUUUUAAAUGACAAAAAGUGCAGAAAUAUAAAUAUCUGUGGAGGUAUAGCGCCUGAUGUGCAUGACUUAUUCUUUGUUGCUAAAUGUUGUUUAUAAUUACAUGUCAAGUUAUUUUCACUCAUUUUAAAAUUUGCUCUUUUUUAUGCCUAAAAAUUUCAAAAACAAGAUGGUAUUUUUUUUCCUUUAUAUUGAAAUGAAAAUAUAGGGUAAUCAUGAAUAUAAUGAGAAACGUGACUUCAUGGGUAAAAUUUGCAAUUUUUUUUACUAGCAAAAGCACAAAGAAAAGAACUAAAUGAUAUUCUGUUUACUAUUGCAAUUCAUUUUGUACAGGUUGAACAUGUUAUAUCAAAACAAAUGCAGUAUUUACCUAGUCAAUCACAAAAUCAAAGAGCUAUGCCAAAUAAAAGUUUAAACAAUUUUAAGUGAACAUUCACUAUCCAUUUCUUCAUCAUUUGUGAUAGCAUGAAAUAUUUAGACCUGACACUUGCAUUCAUAGUUGUGUACAGACUUGGCCAAAUUUUACAUUUUGUGUGUAUGCCAUAUCCUGAUUUAAAAUGUAUUUUCCUUUUCCUACAUACUUUAGUAAAGUUGUUGUGUUUUUUUCAUGUCUUAUUUUUUUUUUAAAUAUAAAAAGAAUUUUUACUGUCAGUUGGGCUAUCGCAAAUAGAAAUAUAUUUAGGUAUUGCUCACUUAUAGUUUUAAGAUGAAAGUUAUUGAUUCUGGCUAAUUUUGAUUUUUUUUCUUUCGGGUUUGUUAUUUUUACGGGAAUUUCUCCUCAAAAGCAAUAGUUUAUGCUGAGUAUUAAUGUAAUGAAAAAAUCAGCAAGUAGGGUUAAACAUUCAGUGAUUUGAAUUAAUUUCUUGUUGCAUAUUAGUUAGAAACACACAAAUCAUGUCUUAGUGUAACACCAAAACUGAUCUGACAAUUAAAAUAUCCAUAUCAUUCUUUGUUUAACCAACAAAUAAGACAAUUAAAGCUAGAAACCGGCAAAAUGAUUGGGCAAAAAACAAUUUCAAAACUUCACUCAUAGAAAAUUUUCAAAAAGAAAAGACAAUCUAUUUUAAUUACAGCUCUUUCUCCACACUUUACUUACAAGGAUCAGUCAAUGAUCUAUUUUACUUCCUGUUCUGAAAUUCAUUACGUCAACCAAUGAAACUUAAACCUCUAAAUAUUUUAAGGAAUGUUUUAUCAAGGCAAAUCCAUAAAAUCUCAAAAAGUUCUUUAAACAGAAAGCAAAAAAAAACAUUGUCAGAUCCUAAGCGAAUUGGGACAUGAGGGUCUGUAUUUUGAUCAGAUUAGGCUAUGGUAAAGAUUUGUUAGAUGGAGAUGACAAUGAAAUUGCAUGUGGGUCACGAGCAUCUUAAGAAUUUUGCAUGCUAUAAACAACCGUACACCUGUUUUUGUUUUUGUUUUCAUUGUGUAAAAUGUGUUUAUUUCUUUGCAGGUGUAUCUUCACAUGGGACUUAACACCAGCAUGCUAGUUUUGGACCUGGUUUUAUUUUUAUGAUUUGAAUGUCUCAGAUGUUGUUAUGUAGAUUCAGAUAUAACCAAUCCGACUACCUGACCAAUUUUCAUUCUCCAUGAAAAUCUUUCUUCUGUCUUUCAUCGAAGCUCUACUUUUUUCAAAGCUUACAGUUACUGUGGAUUUUUUUUUUUCAUCACAAAUUUUUUGCGAGUUAGCGGACUUCUUAGGGGAUGUUUUAUUUUAAGGUUUUAACAAACUCUACAAGAAAAUCUACAGGCCAAAUACAUAUAUACAAGCUUAUAAAGAAUUUUGCAUUUUGUUAAACUUUAAAAUUUAUGGUAAACCACUAUCUUGGAAUCUAAGAAAAUUAGUGCCAGACAAAAAAAUCUGAAUCCACAGUAUACAUAUUUAUGUAUUUAUAUUAUGCAGUUUUAAAUGUUGCUGUUUAGUCAAAAUUUUUAUGUUUGAAAUUAAACUUGAUGUUACCAUGAUACAAAGGAGUAUUUUUUUAUUUUUGUCCGUUUAAUUAUGAGUUUCUUGGAAUAACUUGGGAGUUAUAAAUUUAUAUAUUUGCUUCACUAUAUAUUUUCAGUGUCACCAGAUUUGUAAUUGAACAAUUUUUAUAGAAGAUUUCCAACCCUGUGAUAGAUUUAUAUACUCACUAUAUUGUUUUUGCACCGUAGGCCUAUAUGAAAAAUGUCAGUGUUUCAGUUUCCUCUUUUUAUUGUUAUGGAGAGGAGUAAUAUAUGUAUUUGAAAUGAAAAUUAGGAGAUGUGUGGUUUGAAUAAAAUUAUUGAGAUUGGUGAUAUAUCUAAUUAAAAAUUUCUUCUUUUUUAACUUUCCACCAUUGUGAGCACCAAGGGAAAUAAUGCAGACGUCUACCUACUUGAAACAAUACUAAAGUUAAAACCUUUAUGAAAUUAAAUAUUGACAAAUUUACCCUACUUUUUACACUGAAACCUGAAACUCUCCAUUUUUGGUUGGCCACAAUUCUAUGUUUCAGUUUGUUUAAAAAUAGAAAAAAAUAACUUAACAGUUUAUAAAGAAUUUUUCAAACAGAGAGUUAAUCUAAAGCCAGUAUGUCCUAUUGUUUUGUUCAUAAAUAGAUUUAUUUCUUUUGGAAAAGUAUUUCAUAUACUCUAUAUAGCUUUUUUUGAUAUUUUGUCAUUUGGUGACCGAUUUAUCAACUGUACACAUGGUACACAUCUGCAAAUUUAUAGACAAAAAAUGGCAAUACUGUGGAUUCAUUAUUAUUCGUUGGUUACUAAUUCUUUUGGAUAUGUGGGUAUUCAGUAAAACAUAUAUUUUAAAAAUUCAUGAAUUAAAAAUUUUCCAUAAGUUUGUAUAUUGAAAUCAAAAUUCCACGAAAAUUCAAUUUUUCCUCAAUCCAAUUGGUAUCCUUGAAAAUUAAGAAAUCUCACAGUAUCAUAGAUUUACUUUAAUUUAAAGAAGAACUUUGAAAAAAGUAUUUUGAUUCACAAAUUUUACUAUGCAUGCAGUUAUCUAUGCACAACCUUUGUCCACAUGAGAAAAUCCAGGUGUUUUUCAGGUAAAUGAAUUGAAAAAGUAUAAUACAUAAAGGCAAUUUUAGUUUUGAUAAUUUUUUUCUCAUUUGUGAUAUCCAUCUAAGAUUGUAUUAGGUAUUUCAAAAAUUGUACAAGAUAGUGAAAUAUAACAGUUGCUGAUUAUUUUCAAUUUAUUAAGUUUUUCUUCAGAAAUAAUGGCAAUUCAGAGUUGUAGUAUUUUUUAAAAGACACAGCAUAAAGUGAAACCUAUGUAAUACCUACCCCUUUUAAGAAAAAGCCUUCACAACAUUACAUAAUAACUUCCAUAUAAUCUGGCACUAUGCUUCCAAAAUAGAUUUAUGAAAGUUUCUUCCUUGAAAGCGUACAUUUUUUCAAUGAAUUUAAUUCCAUUCAGAGAGAUUUUUCAUAAGAGGUUUUACUCCAUAUUAAUCCAAUUUUUGACUGAUUUAAUUUUGUAUUUUACAAAUGGCAGAAGUUUGUAACCUUUUAAAAUAUUGUCAACCACUCUUUAUAUGGCAAAAAGUCAUAUAGUUUGCUUUCCUGCUCCCAUACAUACCCUGAAUUUUUAUACUUAAGUAUACUCUUAACAAAUGAGCUGCAUCGGAUAAAAAAAUCAAUCUUAUCCAAAAAAGUAAAAUAACAAAAAUCCUGAACUCUAAAGAAAAUUCAAAAAGGAAAGUCCCUUAUCAAAUGGCAAAUGAAUAUCAAUACAUCUGUCAACCUAAAUCAGGUUGAAAAAAUCUCUAUGGAAAGUCUGUAACUGUUUCAAAAUUUAGUUGAUAUAAGAACCCUUCAAUACAGACCAAAAUUCAUCUUAAAUUUUGUAUUUGAAUGUUCCAAAAUCAAUCAAAGACUUGUAUGUUUACAUGUGUACAUGCACUUGUAUAAGGUUGAUUUCUAUUUGAUGCAGCUCACAUAUACACAAUUUUGGCUAAGGUCAGGUCAUUUACUAUUUCCAAAAUAGUAAUAAGAAUGUGUAAAAUAUUGAAAAAAAUGAAAUUAUUUUAGAUCCUACCCUUUUUAAGCUGGGAGGCAGGAAACAAACGAGUAUAUAUAUUUUUUGGCCUUAUAUGAAUUCCACUUUACUUUCAUAUCUAGUUACACCAUGCAAUUGAAAACACAUAGUAAGAAUAUGAAACAACCUGAAAUAAGACAUUUGCUCAUGGAUGUAUUUAUUUAUCCCGCCAUAUUUUCAAGACAAUCAUUUUGUCUGUAACUGUAAAAUAACUUGUGCUUUAGUGAUUUUUCUAGAAUAGAUUAAAUAUAUACAUAUAAAACAGAAAGCCAUUCUUAAGCUUUAAUUGAAGAAUAUUAAAAGAAAAUGUACCAUGAAAAUUAUCCAUAAGAAUUUUCAUUUAAGCAUUGUGAAACUUGAAUGUUCAUCAUUAUAUUAUUAAUUUUAAAGGAUUUUUAAGGAUCUUUGAUAACAAUUUGAGGAAUUCCAAUCAAUUAUUGAUUUUGUAGUUUUUGAUGCAUCAGAGUUUUUAACAGUUUGACAAUAUAGAAAUCUGCAAGAUGUAAAAGAUAGUUACCCAUUUCACCAAAUAUCUAUGAGUAAAAUCACUAGUAAGUUGCAAACAUUUUAGUAUAACUUAAGAACAAUUUUAGUCGAGAGACUUUUUGUGAGUAAUGCAAAGAAUAGCUUUUUAUCUACAUUUAAACCAUACAUUUUUUUGAGGCGCCAUGUUGAAGAAUAAGCUUUCUGCUUUAGUUAAGGGGGGAUAAUAAAGAAUUAUUUCUGUUAAUUAAUGCAACAAAAUGUGUUCAAACAAGCAAUGUUUUGUACAUGUACCAUGCCUAUAAAGAUAAAGAGAGGCUUUAUAGUUUUGGAUUUCAGAAAAUAAUUGUAUUUGAAGAUUUACCUUUUAUGAAAGAUAUUUUUUAAUUGGAAUAAAAAAACUUUCAAAAGAAAUGGUCAUGUUUCAGAUUUUAAUGAUUAUUUUAACAAUUGGUACAUAUGCUUGUACCAUGCUCACUUUAUUGACUGUUACAAAACAUUGAAACGAGGGUAGUGAAUCUUGUUUACUAAACUGGAAGUGAAAAUACCUCAUUUUCAAGGCAUUAUAGUCAUCAGCUUAAAUAUUUUCUUAUCUCUUCACAGCAUUUAGUAAAAAAAAUCCAGUUAGCUGUAGUCAUAGGAAUAUGUGAUCAGCUAAAUAAAAAAGUCUGUUUAGAACAAGUAGUGUACUUCAUGUUCAUUUCUUUCAAUUGUUACUCAGAUUUCAAGGUCUUUCAUUUUAAUGUGGAGAUUGCAAAAAUGUAUGAGGCCAAAAUGAAUAAAAGUAAUUGUGUUCAGUGUUUCCUUUCCUAUCUUAUUUAUGUACCUCAAAAUUUCUGUUGACCAUUUUGGAAGUAAAUCCUGACAACAUUUACUCAAAAGUAAAUUAACUGAGCAAAAUAGUUUGAAAAAAUUGAAGAAGGGAAUGCUAAACAUGGCUACAUUUUUAGUUUGUCCUUACUAUGUGUAGAUAGAUAAACUGCUACAAAACAUUUUACAAUGUAUUUCUAUAAAAAUUGGUAAAAUUAUCUUAACAUUCUGUGGCUAGAUUUAUUAUGAUAUUAAAAUUCAUUUGUCAUUGAAAGUAUAAGAAUUAUGUGUUAUAAUGUACAGUGAAAACUGUUUAAAAAAGUCUAUGCUCUAGAUUUCUGAUUAGACAGGUGUCUGGUUUAUGCAAUGUUAAGCUUUCCCAUUUUUGAUGUACAGAACACAUCAUUUGUUUAAAUAGAUAGAAACCAGAAGCAUAUUUAAUAUUAAAAAUAGAAACUACAAUUAAUAAGUCUACAGACCAUUGUUUACAAGUGAAUAACAGUAAAAGGGCAUUUUUGUUUUUAAAAAAAAGUAUGGUAAAAAAUAAUGGUAUCCUGAAUAAAUCAUUGUUUUAUGCAUCAAUUUUUGUUUAAAAAAAUGUCAAUUUUAUGCUGUUUUCUAGAAAAUGAAAUAUUCAUGCAAAACCAAUUUUACUUGAAAAUCAUGUAGAUUUUGUGGUAAACAUUAUCUUUAAUUGUGUAUUACAUUACUUUUGGAAAGCUAAUUAAUGUAAAAGAAAAAAUGAAUUUGUUGUUAGUUUUUCACCAGAUCUUUUAUCAUCAAAUUGUCUUAAUAAUGAAAUGUUUUUCUCUGUAGUCCACUAUAGCUGUUACUUAAUAGAAGGUUACUCUCUUGUAGAUGUUUUUUCUGUGGCUAAUGACUUUGUGCAAUGACUUAUUUUAGAGAAAAACAGUACAUUACAAGUUAAUGUUUGUUUUUUUGAUAUUACUAUUUCUUAGUUGUGUUUUCUAUCUUUGAAGUUGUUAAUUUUGGAAAAAAAGUAUAUUCAGAAAUUACACACUAAUUUGUUUGGAUUUAGACAAGAAUUGGACCUUUAAUGUUGAAUUGUGAAACGAUUAGCAAUCAAAAGGUUGUGAUAAUAUUUAGAAUGUUGAAGGAUGUAAGUAAAAUUGAAAACGAGACAUACUUAUAAAACAUGUUCCAAAAUGUUCAAAUGGUUGUUCAUUUAUUUUCAAAAGUUUAAACUUCACAUUUUUAAGGUUCAAAUGAGAUUACAGUAGUAAUUUUUAAUAUUAGAACUAAAAAUGGUUUGUGAAAAACAUAUUCAGACAUAGAAGAGAGACAUUACCUUUUUAGUGAUUUUUUGACCGAAAAAAUGACCAUUGUAUUUUAAUGUACUGUAUCUAUAUACUGUUAGAUGAUUUUAUAUUGUUUAUCAUGUUAAGAAUCAUGAAUUCCAUUUUAAUAGUCCAUUUAUAGCUUACUCAGAUGCUUAUCUCACAAAAUACAAUCCCAGGAUUUUUACUCUUCAGGUUUUUCAUCUUGCCAAAAAAGGGGGGUCUUAUUUCAGAUUUGUUGUUCAUGUUUGUCUCCUGUUGUUGGCUAAAAAAUACUUAUAAUAACAUUUCUGUGUAGUUGUUUCAUCCAUCUUUUGUAAUGAACUAAUUUCAAAAAUGAUAUUUGUUCCUCUAGAGUAAAAUUCCUGGAAUUGAUGAACAUUUUUGCCAAUUAAAUAUCCCUUAUAAAUUGUAAACAGAAUCUGAAUAGUAAGCCAAAAAAGUGUUGUCUAUAAGUGAGUAUUACUAAAAGAUGAUAUAUCUUUUUGAUAUACUUUGUUUUAAAUAUCUAUUCAAAGAAUGUUUGGUGAGAUUGUUUUCUUUUUCAACAGACUUAAUUGUAAUUUGAAAUAAGAAAAAUCUAUACAAAUACAAUGUCAUACUUUUGGUACCAUAUCAAUGGAGCAAAACCAUAGAUUUUAGAAACAGAAAUAUAAUCUUGAACUAUCUUGUUCAAAAGAAAUGAUAUUUGCAAUUUUCCUGUUUUCUAUUUUCGUCCAAUUACAAGAUAAAACCUUCUUUUUUUUUAUACCAAAUACACAUUAAUUAUAUAAAUACUGCAAUUACUUCUUGUACUUAAAUCUCAUGGAAAAAAUACUCCCAUGAUGAAAUUUUUCUGUCCAAACAAUCAUGUAUGUUAAACGAUUUGAAAGAUUUAAACAAACAUUUCUUUUAAAAUUUAAAACAAAAUAAAGUAGAAAAUGAGAAUAUCAAAAGGUAUUAAAUGCUAAAAAUAGAAUUGGUUACUAUUUAUAGACAUUUUGGUUUGAAUGUGGUGCUUGUAUGAGUAGACUUUAUAUUGAGUCUUUUGAGUUUGUACUAUAUUAAAGCUUAUAAUAAUAUUUAUGCACGAUUCUGUGCAUAUGAUUCACUUGUGUAUAAAAAUAAUUAUUAUUAUGAGAAAUAAAUUGUUGAUAUUUGAUUA
Mytilus californianus (California mussel) is the source of this 10221-nucleotide messenger RNA. RefSeq names its product TGF-beta-activated kinase 1 and MAP3K7-binding protein 2-like. Bases 329 to 2260 code for a protein of 643 amino acids. The record is from RefSeq and is a predicted model, not a curated record. The transcript has 7 exons. Lineage: Eukaryota; Metazoa; Mollusca; Bivalvia; Mytilida; Mytilidae.